AUGUUGAAGUUCGUCUACAACCAACCAACGUCCAGCUUCGUCAUCACACAAGCACCGCCAAAGUUCAAACCAUCAUUAAAGGCUUUGAAUUACCGUGAGAAGAUCAGCAUAGAACUGAAUCCAGAGAUGGCUGAACCCUCCUCAGGUCGUGGUUUUCACUUCCACUUGUUAAUUCCGUUGAUGUUUCUUUGGCGUGCUAGUGGUGCUGCAUGUUGA
Ilex paraguariensis (yerba mate) is the source of this 216-nucleotide messenger RNA. Lineage: Eukaryota; Viridiplantae; Streptophyta; Magnoliopsida; Aquifoliales; Aquifoliaceae. The record is from the annotation of a GenBank genome assembly.